AAGUUCAAAGUUCAAAGUCCACGGGGCUACAGAGGGGACGAUCGUGGAGCGGUGACAAGCCCCCAGCAGCGGGGACUUUGGGGACGCCAGCACAGCGGUGACAGCGGGCACAGCGGCCCAGCCAUGUCCCUGUCCAGCCUCUCGGACCCGGACAGCCCCGGGGCGCAGCGCUGCCCCGGUGUCACCGACGUCCCCGAGGAGCCGAAGGUGUGCGCCGUGUGCGGGGACCGCGCCACCGGGUACCACUUCCAUGUGAUGAGCUGCGAAGGGUGCAAAGGGUUCUUCAGGCGCUCCAUCCUUAAGGCUGUGCACUUCACCUGCCCUUUCUCCCGGAGCUGCCCCAUAACCAAGGCCAAGCGCCGGCAGUGCCAGGCGUGCCGCCUGCAGAAGUGCCUCGACGUGGGGAUGAGGAAGGACAUGAUCAUGUCAGAGGAGGCCGUGGGCCGGCGCCGGGCGCUGCGGCUGCAGCGGAGGUUGGCACGGGCGCAGCCCAGGGGGCUGACGGAGGAGCAGCAGGAGCUCAUCAGCAUCCUCAUCGCCGCACGCAAACGCACCUUCGACUCCUGCAUCUCCCAGUUCCAGCACUACCCGGGUGAGCUGGGAACCACGGCGCCGUCGGUGUCCAGCCCCGGGCUGCUGCUGACCCCACAGCUCUGCCCACAGCCUGCUGUGCGUCUCUGCGUCCCCGACCUGCACUCCCAGAGCCCCCCCGGACCGGGCGUCCCUUCGGCACCCCUGGUCCCACAGUUGAACUGCCUGGAUGAGGAUGUGCUGCCCGAAGUCUUCUCCAUCCUGCUCUACAUCGCCCACAACAGCACCUUCAUGAUCCAGCAGGUCAUCAGGUUUGCCAAGGAGAUCCCAGCGUUCAGAGGGCUGCCCAUCGAUGACCAGAUCUCGCUGCUCAAAGGAGCCACGCUGGGCAUCUGCCAGAUCCAAUCCAACACGGUGUUCAAUGAAAAAACCAACGCCUGGGAGUGCGGGCAGCACUGCUUCACCAUGGAGGACGGAGCUCUGGCCGGCUUCCAGCAGAUCUACCUGGAGCCGCUGCUCAAAUUCCACGUCAGCCUGAAGAAGCUGCGGCUGCACGAGGCUGAGUACGUCCUGCUGCUGGCCAUGCUGCUCUUCUCGCCAGACCACGCCAGCGUCACCCAGCGGGAUUUCAUUGACCAGCUGCAGGAGAAGGUGGCCCUCACGCUCAAGAGCUACAUCGACCACCAGCACCCCAUGCCUGAGGGCAGGUUCCUCUACGCCAAGCUGCUGCUGCUGCUGACGGAGCUGCAGACCCUGAAGGUGGAGAACACGCGGCAGAUCCUCCACAUCCAGCAGCUCUCCAGCAUGACGCCGCUGCUCUCCGAAAUCAUCAGCUGAAGCCCAGCCAGGCGCUCAGCCCCCGUCCCCUCGCGCCCCGCGGGGCUCCAUCGCACUUUGCAGGGCAGAGUAAAGCUCUUUUAUUUUU
This is a messenger RNA of Lagopus muta (rock ptarmigan), 1456 nucleotides long. Its product is annotated as nuclear receptor subfamily 1 group I member 3-like. Gene Ontology annotation, biological process: negative regulation of transcription by RNA polymerase II; cell differentiation; positive regulation of transcription by RNA polymerase II. Gene Ontology annotation, molecular function: RNA polymerase II cis-regulatory region sequence-specific DNA binding; zinc ion binding; nuclear receptor activity. The record is from RefSeq and is a predicted model, not a curated record. NCBI's taxonomy places the organism in Eukaryota, Metazoa, Chordata, Aves, Galliformes, Phasianidae.